AUGUCGGAUAUCAACUCCACCACACCCGAAACGGCUCACGAAAUUGAAGAAGAGCCUCUAGCUACGAGUAAGGUUCUAGAAGUUGCUGCAUCAACCACCGAUGACACAACAGUCAAGACCAACGAGAUUAGUAUCAAUGAGGCUACCACAACUGCAGAAGAAUCGAAAGAAGAAUCAAUACGAAUCAGUUGGGUCCGGACAGUCUGUCUAGCGCCAAACACGUCGAAUGCGGAACACAGCUUGGGAACUGUGUACCCUAGGAGAUCUGCCAGCACCGAUCCGGACUAUGAUGACGCUGUGAGAAUCAUGAACAGGCUUCGCGCUGAGAAGGUUGGCGUUCCAUUUGAUGAUCUCAAGAUCACGUUGGACGGGGCUUUUAGGCCUGGAAAUUGGAGAUCUCCCAAGAUACCUGAAGUUGAUAACAGCCAUAACCCACUCAACUAUUGGUCCCCGAGGCGCAUAUUUCUCUCUAGCAUUGGAGAAGAUGGAUCUCCCCAGAUGUCGGUCCUAAGAGGAAGCGAAAGGGUGGGUGAUGUUCACGAGACCGAGGAUGAGAAAGAAGAGGCAAGAAAGGCAAAUGAGAAAUAUUGGAACGCAAAUGGCGAUGGAGAGACAAGAGGGAAGCGCCGAAGAUUCAGUCCUGAACCAUAG
Mollisia scopiformis is the source of this 651-nucleotide messenger RNA. RefSeq lists its product as uncharacterized. The transcript is spliced from 4 exons. The record is from RefSeq and is a predicted model, not a curated record. NCBI's taxonomy places the organism in Eukaryota, Fungi, Ascomycota, Leotiomycetes, Helotiales, Mollisiaceae. The coding region runs from base 1 to 651 and encodes 216 amino acids.